UAUGUUAUCCAGCGAUUCAAUAGUUUCUGCUUACUAGAAGUAUACUGUAGAACACAUAGAGAAAGUUUUAAAUUUUGUUUUCCAGCACAUACUACGGAUCUACGGAUUACUUCGACAUGUCAAGCAUCCCUGGCUCCCCGGUACAACCGAGUCCAAUCGUCAAUCGAACAUUGGAACUGAAUUUGAACAAGAAACGGGCGAGAGAAUGUCUUAGAUGGGGCACGGUUAACAUACUGCUGCUAUCGGUGCUGUUGUUCGACAUCUCCAACAAAUGCCCGUAUUCUUUUUCGAACUGGUACUAUAUUGAGUACGUCGCAGCCACCAUACUUGCCAGCAGCAUGGUGUAUUACUAUUGGUGCUAUUUUUACUAUCUGUUCAGCGCGGAACCUAUUCGAGGUACCGAGCAGCAGCGAAGAAUAUUAAAGUUUGAUACGAACGAUGCUUCAUUCAUAACGACACCACUACAAGCCAAAAAAUCAGAAAGCACCGAUGUUACUCCAAUGAGCGUUACAACCGCUUUGCUACGCUCCUUUAACGAUUCGAGUCUUACUAUUACAUCCCCGGGAUGGGUGUUCAAUCGAGGGAACUCUCCGAUGGAUGUGGCACGACCCAUUCACCCAUAUGAUCACAACUGUUCCUAUGAAGCUUCGCCAAACGUUAGCACUGGUUCGGUGAAAUUUUCACCUGCCCUUCGAAAGCUGGGCUAUCCGGGAGACUUGAUAAUGGAUGAAAAAUAUCUAGAUAACGUCAUGAAUGAGGCAUCUAUGGAUAAAGGAAAUCGCUCUUUCAAGGAGCAAAUAAAUACUUCUGAUGGCUCUAUGAAUUCUUCUUUUGGGCGGUAUCGUUUUAACGAUAUGUCUCAACUUCUUAAAACUUCCCUAUAUCAGCUUUCGUCUUCCGUGACGCCGAGUAAACAGCUGACGAAGGAACUAGAAUCAGGCCCUUAUAACGCCUUUAUAGAUGGUAGCCCGGAAGGGUUGAAAAAAGUAUCCACAACCCAACUUUCUAACUACGUUGGUAACCUGCGAAUGUGGGUUUCGCUCACGGUACUCCAACGCAUCGAAGAGGAAAUCAGCAUAGCCGAUCAGGCCUUCAAGAGUCGUGGAUUCGCCGACAUUCAAAUAGGAAGCAUCGGAUUAGAACGGUUGAAGAAAACGGCUGAAAAUCAACAGCUUGUUUCAUUGUACAUUCCGAGGUUGCCAUUGAUGAUUCCAUUUCUGGAAAUGUCCACAAACCAGGAGUAUCUAGUGCAGCGUAUUAAAGAUCUUGCCAAAGGUAGCUGCAUCGCCGACUAUCGCUGGAAUUCGGGUUCGUCCUACAAAGGACUUAGUUGGGAUGAGCACCUGCCGACGGAUUCCGCAAUAAUUUUUCACCUAUUUUGCACGUAUCUGGACAGUCAGUUGCGUCCUUUACCUCAGCCUGGAGGUCGCCCUUUCUACAAUCGUUACGUUGUGGUUGGUGAGAAGAAAACAACAAAGGAAACGCUCGCCGAGGUGAAGAACAAAAACAAGGCAAAAUGUGCGAUUCUCUAUUCGAAUCCACUAAAGCCAAAAUUCAAUUUUGUUUCGGAUGAUAAAAUCCAUAGUUGUGCCUACGAUCGGAAUAAUCUAUUUUACGUCAUCAUUCAGUUUUUGAUGUACAUGAAAACUCAUCACGAAAGUUCUCUGGAGGGAAUAAACUUGGGCAGAAGCGGCAUAAACAUUCUUUGCUGUAUCGAAGACUAGACAUAGUGCCAUUGACAGACAUUGGUAGUAAAGACAUGUGUUAAAAACAAUUUAUUUACGAUUUUAUAAAAAAAAAACAGUAUA
Messenger RNA from Anopheles nili, 1808 nucleotides. RefSeq names its product transmembrane protein 209. Bases 117 to 1724 code for a protein of 535 amino acids. Gene Ontology annotation, cellular component: membrane. NCBI's taxonomy places the organism in Eukaryota, Metazoa, Arthropoda, Insecta, Diptera, Culicidae. The transcript has 5 exons. The record is from RefSeq and is a predicted model, not a curated record.